AUGAGUGACGCCUGCUACAAAGACCUGGGAUGUUUCUCUAUUUUCGCACCAUUUGGAUUCACCCUACAGAGACCCCUGGCUCUCCUGCCACAGUCGCCUGAUAGAAUCAGCACCCUGUUCAAGCUGUACACCCGAGCCCAACCGGCAACUCCACUAGACCUGCCAGCCACACAAGUCAAGACAAGUCUCACCACCAUCUGGCCAGGUUUUGUCUCACGACCGACCAAAAUUAUUGUACACGGAUAUCAAGACAAUGUCGACGUAACUAACUGGGCAAAGCAAAUGAAGGACGAGCUAUUGAAACAGGGAGACUACAACGUCAUCCUUGUGGACUGGUCAGGGGGCAACAAACUGCCCUACACCCAGGCCACAGCCAAUACAAGAGUCGUAGGGGCUCAGAUAUCUCAACUCAUCAACCACAUCAGUGCUAAAUACGGUACACCAGCCAAAAGCUUCCACGUCAUCGGUCAUAGUCUGGGCUCUCACAUCUCUGGUUACGCUGGGGAGAGGGUGCCAGGUUUGGGGAGGAUUACAGGUCUGGACCCCGCCGGCCCAUAUUUUGAGAACACUCCAGCCAGCAUCAGACUUGACCCCACUGACGCGUUGUUUGUUGACGCCAUCCACACUGACGCUGGGACUCUUCUCACAGCUAACCUCGGCAUCAUGCAGGCUGUAGGUCACGUUGACUUUUAUCCAAACGGUGGACACAAUCAGCCUGGGUGUAUCCAGUCUCCUAUUACAUCCAUUGAGCAGUGGGGGCUUAUUGAUGGCGCUGUUGACUUUGUCAUCUGUAACCACAUGAGGUCCAUCCACCUGUUCACAGAGAGCAUCAACUCCAGCUGUCGCUUCAAGAGUUAUCCUUGUGCUAGUGAACUCAACUUUGUGUUGGGUUGGUGUAACACAUGUGGUGUGUCGGGCUGUGCCAACCUGGGAUUCUGGGCCAAGCCAACGCCUGCUGGAAAAUUUUUCUUGAAGACUGCUGGAAAUCCGCCAUUUUGUUUGGCUUAG
Physella acuta is the source of this 1008-nucleotide messenger RNA. Its product is annotated as pancreatic triacylglycerol lipase-like. The record is from RefSeq and is a predicted model, not a curated record. Gene Ontology annotation, molecular function: triacylglycerol lipase activity. Gene Ontology annotation, biological process: lipid catabolic process. NCBI's taxonomy places the organism in Eukaryota, Metazoa, Mollusca, Gastropoda, Physidae.